AUGGACAAUGCCGAGGCGUUCGGGGGUCAGCUAUACAAUUUUUGGGAAAACUACCAAGUAGUUGACCCUGACUUUGCGUUUUUCCGUGAAUACCCAAAAGCUGAAUGGAAUCGCUCAAUACCGAUUGCCAUCCAUGGUGAUGAAGGGCCAUCGAUGUGCACGCGUUUGCUCUACACGGUGCUACCUUCUCCAUACACCAAGGACAGCUUCCAGCGGCUACUUCGGUUGCUGACUGACGAUCUGAAGUCAUUGCAGGAGCCUGGAUUUACUGUUGACUGGAAUGGGAAGAAGCACAACUAUCGACUCAUAUUUACUGGGUGUAAAGGUGAAUGGUAUGACGUCAAGGGUGCCAUGAGAUCCUUGACACCUUCAGCUACAAACCCGAACCCGUUCAAGGCUGAUGAGCCCAGGAGUCCACUUCGGGAUCUUUUGACUGGGGAUGACACAAGAUACAUUCGGAUUGACCCUGCCCAUACGUUUGCAAUCGAUGGAAUCGGGAAAGAUUUCUUGGCCAGUACAAUCGUUAUGUUAGUUCGGAUGUGGCAUUUUGGUAGAGGAAAUGCAGGGCAUGCACUGCAGAAUGCCUAUGCUAGCUUCAUGGCCUAUUGCUCAGCACGUAAGAAGACGACCAGUAUCCAGGAUUUCAGCUUUGCCACCCUCAAACUCCCUCAGAACACGCUGAAAGGUUUCCCACGUGGUUUGGGAAAAGGACAUGACGCCGCUGUUCUCGGCGCCUGGCUUGCGGAGGAAGUGCAACAGAUCUCGGCAGCCUCAGUCGACCCGCAGUAUCGGGACAUCCUGGAAGUCAUCAAACUUACCUGCUGUUCCAAUGACCGCUUCUGGCGAACCAUCUACGAGCAUGGGGUAUGGAUUCCGUAUGAUGUGGGAGUUCAAAUUGUACAAGAUGGAUGGGCUUUCACAGUCUCCCCCAGGAUCCCGAAGGCUCUCCAGUUGGAGGUGUUCGAUGUGGCCAGUGGUCGAGGGGGCGAUCAACUGAAGUUUGUGAAGGCUGCUGAAAUGGCCCAAAGAAGGCUGUGCUAUAAUGCCAUGGACAUCUCUGAGGCCCAAGUCCUGGAAGCUCAAAAGCGCUUACGCCAGCGGAUGCCUCACCUCAGCACUUUGGACUGCGCUCGCUUCUUUAUCGGGGACGUGACUCUGGCGCCGCCAAAGUUGCCAGAAGGCCCUUUGCUGCCGUGGCAGCAGGUGGUUUCCAUCGAAUUCGCCCUGCAUUACGCUUUUGGCAGUGAAUCUUCGGCUCGAAGUUUCCUGGAUCAUGCCACACGCCGACUAUGUGCAGGAGGAUUGCUUCUCAUUACCACUGUUGACGCAAAUGAAAUUUCCAAGCUGGCAGCAAAGGCAAGGGAGAAACAGGAGCUCUGCUGGGAAAAUGGGCUGCUGAAGAUCAGCUUUGAAAGCUUUGAAGAGCUCGAAAGGAUAGCUGACGCGGAUGAGAGGUUUGGGUUGCGCUACCGAUUUAACCUGGCUGGUGAAGGUAUCGACUGCCAGGAGUACGUGGUGCCAGAGGAUUGUUUGGUGCCCUUGCUGCACGAACUUGACUUUGAUCUGGUGACCAACGCGUCGGACAAGGCAGCAGUUUGCUUCACGGAGCUCCUUGAGCAAGAAGACUUCUCCUCGAGGAAUCUGGCAAGGGCCAUCCUCACCAGGCUUGGAUGCGACCAAGUGGAGGAAGCCGGUGAUGUCUCGGUCUAUGACCGGCUUGGACUGAAGAUCAACAGGGAAGAGGAAGAGGUUCUGUCGCUCUACAAGUGGGGAAGCUCAGCGGAGGAGACCACUAUGGAUCUACAGCUGAAAUACUCUGAUUUCAGAAAGGUCCUCUACGAAGGCGACCCGGUGAUUCCAGGCACCUACGACAACGUCACGGCGUUGCAAUGUCAAGCCUAUUGCAAUCUCAACGCCAACUGCAGUUCCUUCUCCUUUUGUGGCAGUUCUUGCUACCUGAAGAAGGCCUGCAUCAUGGAUCAUGAGCCACUAGUCGACAAUGCCAGCUGGAACGGCGAGUGCGUCACGUAUUGGAAGCGCUGCAGUGCCCUGGAGGGAUACGAAGUCACUGAACGGCUCUUGUCGGAGCAGGGUGUGGAGAUUGAGAAUGUCAUGACAGACAACUUGGGUGUCUGUGCAACUGCCUGUGAUGAAAAUCCGGGCUGCAACUCCUUCUCCUUCUAUGCUCCCUCCAGGGGCUGUCACCUGAAGGCGAAGUGUGUGGAAGCCACCGAUGCUUUGAUCCCAGUGGAUAGCCCUGCAGCAGUCUAUCGGACCUUCUAUCGCUGUUGUACCUGCAGUAGCACCACCACCACUAGCACCAUGUCACCAUGGCAAAGCUUGCCCAGAGCAGUCGCCUUUGAAGGCGCGGGAGCAACACCUGGUACCUAUGAGGGCUACACAGUCAGCGACUGCCAGAUCUUGUGUGAUGCCAACCCCUACUGCAAUUCCUUUACCUUUUGCAGCUCCUCAUGCUACAUGAAAGAGCAGUGCAUCUUGGGUGGGGAAGAGCUGGUACCAGUAGAUGGCUGGAACGGAUGUGUCACCCACUACAAUCCAUGUCCAGUCACCAGCACCUCCACCUCCACGGCCACCAUCUCCACCAUCACCGCCACGCGGACGAGCACCACACUCAACGGCACCAGCAGCACCACGCUGACCCUCACGGAGACGACGCACUUCGGGACCGGUGUGGUGCCGGAUGGCAGCACGACCGACGGAAUUGAGCCGCCGGAUGGGGACUAUGUGCCUGUGAACCUCGCAUUUCAGAGACAACCUCUCACACCGGCGCUAACGAUGUGCAUCCUUGGGCUGGCCGUGCGGUGA
Messenger RNA from Cladocopium goreaui, 2826 nucleotides. NCBI's taxonomy places the organism in Eukaryota, Dinophyceae, Suessiales, Symbiodiniaceae. The record is from the annotation of a GenBank genome assembly.